Messenger RNA from Iphiclides podalirius (scarce swallowtail), 387 nucleotides. Lineage: Eukaryota; Metazoa; Arthropoda; Insecta; Lepidoptera; Papilionidae. The record is from the annotation of a GenBank genome assembly.
AUGACAGCAGAAACUCUAUCGGACAAAGACACGCACAGGCACGAGGAUAUUAUAACUGCUGUGCAGUCGCAGGCAGUGACGUCACCGCUCAAUAUUCACUACAAUUUCCGGCACAGCUGGCCGCGUCGCGCGAUAGCGUUUAUCACUGUGGCGCUGACAGAGGUGGAUGAUCGAUAUAUCGCUGUUUGUGGAAGUGCAGCGUCGCUUAUCAGUGUUGUUGUGCGAACGUGUCGAAUUCGUUCGCGUAUCGGUUCGCGCGGCGACGAUGUUUUCGCUUUCGAAGAACCCGGCGUUCAGACUAACACAACGGACACCGGAACUAGGAAAGUUUUUAUUUUCACUGCACAAAACGGUGCAGAUAAUGCGCCAAAAAGGGGACACUGUGCU